Molecule: messenger RNA, 320 nt
Organism: Staurois parvus
Lineage: Eukaryota; Metazoa; Chordata; Amphibia; Anura; Ranidae
Source: the annotation of a GenBank genome assembly
UCGUUGGUGUCAGUGGGGGGUGGAAUAGUGCCCCAUCGUUGGUGUCAGUGGGGGGGGUGGAAUAGUGCCCCAUCGUUGGUGUCAGUGGGGGGGUGGAAUAGUGCCCCAUCGUUGGUGUCAGUGGGGGGUGGAAUAGUGCCCCAUCGUUGGUGUCAGUGGGGGGUGGAAUAGUGCCCCAUCGUUGGUGUCAGUGGGGGGUGGAAUAGUGCCCCAUCGUUGGUGUCAGUGGGGGGGUGGAAUAGUGCCCCAUCGUUGGUGUCAGUGGGGGGUGGAAUAGUGCCCCAUCGUUGGUGUCAGUGGGGGGUGGAAUAGUGCCCCAU